This is a messenger RNA of Pristis pectinata (smalltooth sawfish), 3103 nucleotides long. RefSeq lists its product as uncharacterized. Gene Ontology annotation, biological process: fatty acid beta-oxidation using acyl-CoA dehydrogenase. The coding region runs from base 1 to 1302 and encodes 433 amino acids. The transcript is spliced from 9 exons. Gene Ontology annotation, molecular function: acyl-CoA dehydrogenase activity; flavin adenine dinucleotide binding. The record is from RefSeq and is a predicted model, not a curated record. Lineage: Eukaryota; Metazoa; Chordata; Chondrichthyes; Rhinopristiformes; Pristidae.
AUGCGCAGCUCUAGUGCUAUGGCUUCCAGCUGUGGUGGGAUGUUGAUGGGGAGACGGAUCGCAGCCUGUUGGCUGUUCGGUCCCAGGCGCAGAUUUUACUCCGAGAAAGCGACUCUGAAAGAUCCUUCCUCCCCGCCGAUCCGGGACAUCAUCUACACUCAGGAGCAUUACAGUCUGAGAGAGUCGCUCCGGAAGAUAAUUGAGAAGAAAAUCAAUCCCUUUGUUGACAAAUGGGAAGAAGAAGGAAUGUUCCCAGCCCAUAGAAUCUUCAAAAUUCUUGGAGAAGCUGGCUUCCUGGGCGUUAACAGGCCAAAAGAAUAUGGUGGCCUUGGUUUGGAAUUCAGCUAUAAUGUUGCUGUGGCAGAAGAGCUGGGAAACAUACAUUGUGGUGGAAUUCCCAUGGCUAUUGGCGUCCAGACUGACAUGGCGACACCUGCUUUAGCCAGAUUUGGCUCAGAGGAAUUGAAACGCCAAUUUCUUCAACCUACCAUUGCUGGAGACAUGGUAGCCUGUUUAGGAGUCAGUGAAGCUGGAGCUGGAUCUGAUGUUGCAAAUAUCAAGACGAAAGCUGUAAAGAGCGGAGAUGACUAUAUAAUAAAUGGAGGGAAAAUGUGGAUAACUAAUGGUUGUCAAGCUGACUGGAUGUGUCUUUUAGCAAACACCAGUGAUGGGCCUCUUCACAAAAGCAAGUCUCUCAUUUGUCUGCCCAUGAAAUUACCAGGAAUUAAUGUGGCUAGGAAGCUCGAUAAGUUAGGCAUGAGAUCAUCUGACACAGCAGAGAUCUUUUUUGAAGACGUUAGGGUUCCAAGAAAAUAUCUCAUUGGGGAUGAAGGAAUGGGCUUCACCUAUCAGAUGUUACAAUUCCAAGAAGAACGUAUGUGGAGUGUUGCAGUAAUAUUGUCUCCGAUGAAAAAUAUCAUACAAGAAACAAUUGAAUAUACACGACAACGUAAAAUUUUUAACCAACCUGUGUUGCAUAACCAGACAGUGCACUAUCGCCUUGCUGAACUUGAGACUGAAAUUGAACUUGUUCGUUCUCUUCUUUAUCGUUGUGUUGCUCAAUAUAUUCAAGGGGAAGAUGUGACCAAAUUAGCCUCAAUGGCAAAGUUGAAGGCAGGCCGUCUGGUUCGUGAGGUUACUGAUAGCUGUCUCCAGUUCUGGGGAGGAAUGGGCUUUACCAAUGAAGUGUUGGUCAGCAGACUGUAUAGGGAUAUGAGGUUGAUGUCAAUUGGAGCUGGUGCAGAUGAAGUCAUGUUGUCCAUCAUAUGCAAGUACAUGGGGACCUUUCCUGGAACGAAAUGAUUGAUUAACACAAUAGCUAAGUCAACACAUGGGCAAUAAUAAAAAAAAGUGAUUGCAUUAUUAGUAAUUUCUAUGUAACAUUUUAUGAUUUCAUGAAACAUUUAGAAAAAGCUAACAUACAAGAAAGUAUGUAAAUUCUAGACUAUGAUGUAUAGUCUUCUGUAAUGAUUUUGCCUUGGACACGAAAGAUCAUUUUCGCUUGUACUGAAGGUAUUUUUCAAGUCAAAUAAUUAUAUUUUUUAUCUAAGUUAAUUCCUAUGAGCUAUGAAUUAUUGGGGCUAUUUCAACUCAAAUAGUAAAGUCUAAAGUAAUUUAACAGAUUUUUAAAAUGUUAUUUAGAGUUUAAAUAGAAUGAAAUAAAAAGGGCCAUGUGUAGAGUCAUCAGUUUAAAAUUCUGUGUGGUUAUGUUAAGGGAAUAGCCAUUAUGCAGAUUAUUUGAAUUUGAACAAACUAUUGUGCUAUGGAAAGAAAGCAGGCUGUUUGGUUUUGCUUUAAAUUCUUCCAGCUGAGACCUAUGAACCUCUGAUUAUAUUAUUUUACCUUUUUAUGGAGGGAGAAAUGGAUUUUGCGGUUUGGGAUCUCCAUUUUUUUAAUUUAACAGUACAGCACAGUACAGGCCCUUCGGCCCACAAUGUUGUGCCAACAUUUUAUCCUACUCCAAGAUCUAACCCUUCCUUCCCACAUAGCCCCCUAUUUUUCUAUCAUUCAUGUGUCUAACUAAGAGCAUCUUAAAUGUCCCUAACGUAUCUGCCCCCACAACCUCUGCAGGCAGUGCGUUCCACGCACCCACCACUCUCUGUACAAAAAAAAACUUACCCCUGACAUCCCUCUUAUACCUUCCUCCAACCACCUUAAAAUUAUGUCAAUGCUGUUUAUUACAAGAGAGUAUGGAAUGUUGGAGAAUGACGCCAUGCACUUUGUGAAAGUUGGCACCUGAAACAGCUGGUGUCCAAUCUAGGGCCUCCAACCCUAUACUGUGGGGAAAGGAGGGUAGGUGACAAAUCGAGCAAUUCCAAGGCUGGGCCAAAAUUUUGAUAGCAGAUCAAAUGAUGGAGUAUCACUGAGCCUUAAGUAAUGCUAAGUGCCUAAGCAGAAAUGGUAGUUUGGGAUAGUGGAUCUUUGUGAAGCUAGAAAAUUGCACAUACAUUUCAGAGUAUUAAGAUCAUUAUAUAGGUAAAGUUUUGGUGAAAACGUUUAACACAAAAUACAAGAUUCACUGUUAUUUUAACCAGUAUUAACAACUAGGAACUACUGCUGAAAUCCACUGUUCAAAUGUAAAAAUCCUAAAUCCAUCAUUCAGAUUUUGGGAAUAUGAUUAAGAUGUUCCAUGACUGGAAUUCUAAUGGUUUGGCAAAGUAUUGGCUGAGAAAAAUAUGACUAAAUAUAAACCAUGGGUAAGAUGGAUUUUCUUUGAGAGCCUCCAGAGCAAAACUUUGGAACUCCUCUCCUAUAUACCACUUUUGCCUAAAGUUGAAUGUUUCCUGUUAAUAGUUUGAGUUAUCAUGUCAAUACCUUAAAACGGGGUAACUUAGUUGGUUCUAUAUCUGAUUUUGAUAUGGCAUUAGGCUUUAUAAUUUUAUAAUAUUGGUUGAUCUUCUGUUAUGUUGCACAUUAUGGUUCUGUUUUGCAAAUAAGAUGUUCUACUUGAGCACCAGUGGUUGAUUCAUAAGCAAAAAUAGUGAAAAUGAAGUAACAACGAUAGACAUAAUCUCCAAAGUGUGAUGGGGAAAAGUGAAAAAUGUAUACAUUUUCUCUGAACUUGCUCUUUCAUGACGAACACAAAAAUAAAUCUUUGUUACUA